UGUUCUUACUGCUAAGAAUGGUGUUUAAAAAAUAGGUACGACGUAAUCGACUACUAUGAAUAAGGUUCGAGAUCGUAAGAUUUAGUAAGGUUUUCAGAAGUUUGAGAUACCACUGUAAAGUUAGGUCGCAGAUCUGUAAAGUGUUUUAACUGGGAAAACAGGAAUCUACUCUUGGCUUCGUGACAAACUACCUUAUGUUUGUUUGUUUGUUUUUUUUUUUGCUGUUGUUGUUAUUAUUAUCUUUUUGCUAUGAGCUAAAUUUUUUAUGUUGAUCAUUUAGGAGCCAUGGCUUACCGUGGUGAUCUCAUCGCCUGUGAAGUUGACUUUGAAAACGUCUCCAAGGGCGAAAUCCCUGUGCUCUUCUCCUUGAACGGCAAAGAAGUGGCGCGUUCUUCGAUGAAGUAUACUUUGGGACAAGAACUAUUUCCCUUCGUCUCAUUAGGAUAUGAAGGCAUUACAGUGCUCACAAAGAUGUGCUGUCGUGACAGAGACCGUUUCAGUGGAGUAACAAAUGAAGACAUUCAGGAGAAAAUUGAAGUUCUGAGAGGUGAUGUUCAGCAUCAACUUGCCGAGCAAGCGAGGAAUGUUCAACAUCAACUUGUCGAGCAAGCGAGGAAUGUUCAACAUCAACUUGCCGAGCAAGCGAGAAAUGUUCAGCAUCAAUUUGCCGAGCAAGCGAGGAUGUUGUCGGAAAUGAGAAAUUUAGUUCUGCGUUUGAAGGAAGUAAAGGAUAAAGAAGAGCAAGAAACAGGCUGAUGAUUUGAGCUAAGUCUUCGGGUAAUAAUGGAUUGUGCGUAGUUUGAUGGAUCAGAGAGUUGAUUAGUUGUAGGCUUGCAGCUAUAAUUUCAACAUUUCCUAAGUUUUUUAAUGGAGGGAGGAAAAUAAAGAAGGCUUGAUCAUGUCUGUAAUUGUAGGUAAACACUGGUUUAUUCAGCUUAGGCACAAUAUAUAUUGCAUGUCACCACUUUUUUUCAAUAGAUGAAAGGAUGCAUAUCCAAAUUUACUUGCAAACUAUAUCUAUAGCUGUAAUAUUUCUUAUCCAUCAAAUUAAACUAGUAGUUUACUUACUUACAAAGAAGAAAGAAGUUCUGAAAAACCAGGCAUUACCCUGUAUAGGUUACUUUAGCUUUAUAUAACUCCUAGCCCCGGUUGUUCAAAGGGAGGAUAACGCUCUAUCUAUUGGAUAAUCUCUAUCCGCUGGAUAGUGCAGUACGUUUUUUUUUUUUAACACUUAUCUGCUGGAUGGCGAUUUAUCCAUUGGACAGAGUUAUUCGCCCUUUGAACAACCGGGCCCUGGUCAGGAAUUCUCCCUUUCAGCUGCUAUACGCAUGCGCUAUACGCGUCCUUGCAAAUUAUUUGGGAGAAUGUAGAGUUAAAUCAAGAUAUCACUUUGUUAAUGACCGAGUCAGUGUGUUAUUGUGUUUGCUUUAGAACGCGUGAAUAUUGUAGAGCGGAAAAGUGCUUCUGCUAGUCUAUUUACAUUGAAUUGUUUCCUUUCGUUUAAGUGCCAAUAUGUUAAGAUGAAGGAGAACGCAUUCAGAACAGUCUGUGCGAAUUACAAAUACUCUGCUCACCAACCACAUAAUCUUACGUUUGUUUCAGAAUUCAUAUUACUUGUACUCUUUCAAUCGUUGCAUGAAGUGUAAAAAUAAAUAUUUUUGAUAAACGAUA
This is a messenger RNA of Stylophora pistillata, 1671 nucleotides long. RefSeq lists its product as uncharacterized. Gene Ontology annotation, biological process: calcium ion transmembrane transport; regulation of cytosolic calcium ion concentration. Lineage: Eukaryota; Metazoa; Cnidaria; Anthozoa; Scleractinia; Pocilloporidae. Gene Ontology annotation, cellular component: plasma membrane; cation channel complex. The record is from RefSeq and is a predicted model, not a curated record. Gene Ontology annotation, molecular function: inositol 1,4,5 trisphosphate binding; store-operated calcium channel activity; protein binding.